CAACCACACCCCACUUCUACUCCUUUCCUCUCAUAACGCCUCCUCAAAUACUACCACCAAAAUGUCCCUCCAAAACAACCGCGCCAUCCCCAUCCUCAACCACGCCUACGAGCACAAAUACGGCGUCCCGGCCAUGUGCUGCUACAACCUGGAAGGCAUCCUCGCGACCGUCCGGGCCGCCGAAAAGCUCCGCUCGCCCGCCAUGAUCCUGCUCUUCCCCUGGGCGAUCAACUACUCCUCGGGCAUCCUCGUCCGCGCCGCCGCCGAAGCGGCCCGCACCGCCAGCGUCCCCAUCACCGUCCACCUCGACCACGCCCAAACACCCGAAAUCAUCCGGCAAGCAGCGAACAUCACCCCCGGCUUCGACAGCAUCAUGAUCGACAUGUCGCACUACGAGAAAGCAGAGAAUCUGGCACUGACACGCGAACUCGUCGCAUACUGCAACGAGCGAGGGAUCGCGACGGAGGCCGAACCGGGACGGAUUGAGGGCGGGGAGGACGGGAUUGCAGACACGGUGGAUUUGGAGGGGGUAUUGACGACACCGGAGGAGAGUGAGGAGUUUGUGGACACGGGGAUUGAUUGGUUGGCGCCGGCGUUUGGGAACGUGCAUGGGAGUUAUGGGCCCAGGGGGAUUCGGUUGGAGUAUGAUCGGUUGGAGGGGGUUCGGGAGAGGGUCGGGGAGAGGGUGAGGUUGGUGUUGCAUGGGGCGGAUCCGUUUGAUCGGGAGAUCUUUCGGAGGUGUAUUCAGGCCGGGGUGAGUAAGGUGAAUAUUAAUAAGGUGUUGAAUAAUGAGUGGGUGGCGGUCGUGACGGGGGGGAAGGGGAAGGGCAUGACGGUCUUGAUUGAGGAGGCGACGGAGAGGAUGCAGGCGGCGGUGGAGAGGUGUAUUGAUUUGUUGGGGUCGGGGGGGAGGUAUCCUUGAUCUAGACUUUUCUUGGUUGCUGCUUUUGGGGGAGGUUGGGUGGUGGGUUGGAUAGAGUGAGAGGUGAGGAAUGGUAUUGUCUUGGUAUUUUUUGUAUUUGCUCCUGCUGCAUUGGGAUACUGUUGUUGAAUAUGUAUCACCUGAUCCUGUCGCCCUCUGUCCGUCUUUCUCCAGCUGUAUCGCCACCUUCUUCUUCGCACUGAGCAUCUGCCUCAAUCAGAGGUGAGAACUACGCGAAUCUCCGUCCAGUUUCUCACUAUCAGUCUGUGGACUCACUUCUCUUGCCCCAGCAAAUGAUACCAGAUCUGGAUUAAGUGGAGACGCCCCGGGCAUAAUCCUUGAGAUAUCCAGCCAUGGUUUUGU
Aspergillus ibericus CBS 121593 is the source of this 1285-nucleotide messenger RNA. RefSeq names its product class II fructose-bisphosphate aldolase. Bases 62 to 922 code for a protein of 286 amino acids. The transcript has a single exon. NCBI's taxonomy places the organism in Eukaryota, Fungi, Ascomycota, Eurotiomycetes, Eurotiales, Aspergillaceae. The record is from RefSeq and is a predicted model, not a curated record. Gene Ontology annotation, biological process: carbohydrate metabolic process. Gene Ontology annotation, molecular function: zinc ion binding; aldehyde-lyase activity.